UGUGUGUGUGCGUGUGUAUGUGUGCAUUCAAGGAUACCAGAGAGUGUUUCAAGACAAGGUUCCAUUUUUUCAUCCCUUAAGGUUUUAAACAGGUAAUAAGAAAAUACAAUGGAUAUCAAGAUCCCUUGAUGAAUGGUGUUGACGAAGAUGUUUGAAAAGUCAAAGGAGAGAAUGGUUUUCUUUUUGCUGGACUUUCCUGGCGGUACGAUGGCGAUGCCGUAAUUUCUACACGGAGUGUCUGAGGUUUUAAGCGUGUACUACCGUGGGGAUCUGGACUGUAUGGGGCGCUGUAUGGCAGUGAUCAUUGAGUACACCGACAUGCUGGGGGUCAAACACCUGGGUCUGCAGAACAUGCCCUUCCCAGACCUGGUCAAGUACUGCGUCCUGGGCGUCUCUGGGCUGCUACUGCUGCUGGCCCUCGGCAUCUUCCUGUGGCAGAUCUUCAGAUGUUGCACACGGAACAACGCCACGCAAGACACAAGUGAUGACUACUGGGAAUCACACACAGUUGCCAGCUUCUUGCAGGGGCCGAGCGCUUUGAAUGGAGGGCCGGGCCGGAGGAGGACUCUGAAUCAUCCCCCCACCCUGAAAGGGGGCGCCACCAGGGAGCUGGGAGAGCCCAGCGAGGACAAGGUCAGCGGGUCACUGCGCUUCUCCCUGUUCUACGAGCCGCUGCCGUCCCGCCUGGUGGUCACCAUCCUGCAGGCGGAGGGGCUACAGAGGCGGAGCCAGGCCCACAGACCACACCCCUUCGUCAGGCUGAGGCUGAUGUGGGAGGAGCCGGAGAACCAGGAGCAGAAGAGCUCACUGAUGAAUGAGAAGGGUGAGGGCGAGCAGCCCGCUCUGUGCUCUGCGCUGCAGGAGUGGCACACGCGCGUCGUGAGGGACAGCUGCAGCCCUCUGUUCGGAGAGCAGUUCAGCUGUGCCCUGCUGCGGCAGCACGACCUCCCUCGCGUCACGCUCCGCAUGGAGGUUAAAGACUUUGAUGGCUUCUCUCGACACAUGGUCUUGGGAGAGGUGAGGGUUCCCUUGAGACAUCUGGACAUGUCCUAUCCUUUGGAACUACAAGAGCCUCUGCAGACACCACAGAAGGACCCAGUAGGACAGGUUCUGCUCUCCUUGAGGUUCCUUCCUGCUGCCCAGAGGUUAGAGGUCGGAGUGCUCAAGAUCAGAACGCUGCAGACGGACUCAGAUUCUGCCCUGCAUGCCCGGAUCAGUGUGCGGUGCGACCAGUCCAAGCUACGCCAGCAGAGGACUACUGCUGUCCACCAGGGCCAGGUGACUGUGUUCAAUCAGGUCCUCAUGUUCUCCCUACUGGAGUUCCCGCCACAAGAGUGCAGCAUUGCGCUAUCCGUGUACAAGACGGGCGGUAACAGGAGACACAAGCAUCUGGUGGGUCAGCUGACCGUAGCGAAGCAAAGGAGAGCAGAGGACCUUCACUGGACCUUGAUGAUGCACUCCGUACGCCAGCCAAUAGCAAUGUGGCAUCAGCUGCUGACCUAAGCUGAGGCUGAAGACGUGAGAAAGCAUCAAAGACCGUUCCCAAAGACCAUCAAGAUUAGAAACAACGCUGCCUGGGGUCCACACUCCACUGGGACACAACACAAGUGCUUCUCAGAUAUAUAUUUAAGAAAAAAACGAUGCACUCUUAGAAACUUUUUACAUAAAAUAGUAUGAGUUUGCAAUGGUGGGCAGUCGUAAAGGUUUCUGUUGCGAAAGAACAGAGAUUCUGAGAUGUCUCUGGCUGAUGCUCACGGCUGGAGAGGUAGCUCUGGGCAUGACAUUCAUUAGCAGUGACUUUUUCUGCCUAAACUCAACACAUUUAGGUGCAUCCUGUGCCAGGUCUGCAUAAUAAUAAACAUAAUUAACUAUUAGAAUGUGCUAAGUCAUUUUGGUUUCCUGACCAUCGGUUCUCCCUACAGUCUAGCGGUAGCUGCAACCAUGCCCAAAGCUGUCACUACAGCAUCUAAGUACUUUUGUUUCAGAGCCCUUCCUGAACUCUUGGACAUAUAGCCUACUACUCGGAGGAUGGGAGACCGCCUGGGAAUACCAGGUGCUGUAAGUGGUGGCGGCCUAUAGGUGGCACUCUACCCUCUGGCCCCUUCACUCAUCAAUCCCGAUGCCCCAGUGCAGUGACGGGGACACUGUGCUGUGGAAGGUGCCGUCCUUCGGAGGAGACGUAAAACCGAGUUCCUGACUCACUGAGGUCAUAAAAGAUCCCAGGGCACUUAUCGCAAAGAGUAGGGGUUUCCCCGGCGUCCUGGCCCAACCAGGCUCAUUCAAUCUGUCCCCCUGAUCAUCCUCCUGUAUAAUUGGCUGACUCAUUAAUUCCCUCACUCUCGAUCUGAAGCUGUUGUGUGGUGAGCGUUCUGGCGCAGAUUGGCUGCCAUGCAUCACCCAAGAGGGUGCUACACACUGGUGGUGGUUAGUGAGGUCCCCCCUUCACGGUAAAGCGUCUUUGAGUGUCUAGAAAAGCUUUAUAUAAAUUCAAUCCAUUAUUAUUAUUAUUAUUAUUACUCCUAUAAACUUUAGACAGCUCAAUCUGUACCAUAGUAACCCUUUCAACAUAUACUACCCACCUUAAACAUCGAGUUUAAUAAUUGACUGGAGACAUAAGUGCCUAUCUCAAUUUGUAAGAUCUAGAAUUCCCUCCUUCCAUUUCUGAUGUUUUUCAGAGAUCUUUUUGUAACUGUGAGGUGGUUGGCUGCCUGGUUGGCAUGGUGUGUACAUUGUUGAAUUGUGUAUUUGGUGGUAUUAAUAAAGAUUAUUUUACAACCACC
Gadus chalcogrammus (walleye pollock) is the source of this 2780-nucleotide messenger RNA. Its product is annotated as synaptotagmin-2-like. Gene Ontology annotation, molecular function: clathrin binding; calcium-dependent phospholipid binding; phosphatidylserine binding. Gene Ontology annotation, biological process: cellular response to calcium ion; vesicle fusion; regulation of calcium ion-dependent exocytosis. The record is from RefSeq and is a predicted model, not a curated record. Gene Ontology annotation, cellular component: axon; synapse. NCBI's taxonomy places the organism in Eukaryota, Metazoa, Chordata, Actinopteri, Gadiformes, Gadidae. The coding region runs from base 280 to 1503 and encodes 407 amino acids. The transcript has 9 exons.